AUGGAGAAGCAGCGCGAAAGACAGCCAAGAAGCGAGAGAGGCAAAGAGCGAAAGAAAAAGCGAAAAAAAGGUCAAGUGGUUCGACACCGAAUCAAAGACGACGACAAAAACAGCAACGAACAUCUAUCAUUGGCCAUCGCCCCAAUGGCGACCGUUUUGGAGAAAUUGAAUGUCGCGUUCGGGAAAGCGCUGAAA
Molecule: messenger RNA, 195 nt
Organism: Anisakis simplex (herring worm)
Lineage: Eukaryota; Metazoa; Nematoda; Chromadorea; Rhabditida; Anisakidae
Source: the annotation of a GenBank genome assembly